GGCGGCCCAGCUGGAAACCGUAAGCGGCGGAUCGAGACAGUCGCGGAGUCCCGGGCUAGCCAGGUUGAGGAACGUUAGAAGGCCCGGAGGCGAAAUCCAAGAGGAACUCGACUCCCCGCGGCUGGCAGUCGGCCUUCAGAGAAGAUGGCGGGGCCAGAGCUAUUGCUCGACUCCAACAUACGCCUCUGGGUGGUCUUACCCAUCGUUAUCAUCACUUUCUUCGUGGGCAUGAUCCGCCACUAUGUGUCCAUCCUGUUGCAGAGCGACAAGAAACUGACCCAGGAACAAGUCUCCGACAGCCAAGUCUUAAUUCGAAGCAGAGUCCUCAGGGAAAAUGGAAAAUACAUUCCCAAACAGUCUUUCUUGACACGAAAAUAUUACUUCAACAACCCAGAGGAUGGAUUUUUCAAAAAAACUAAAAGAAAGGUAGUGCCACCUUCUCCUAUGACCGAUCCCACUAUGCUCACAGACAUGAUGAAAGGAAAUGUCACCAACGUCCUCCCUAUGAUUCUUAUUGGUGGAUGGAUCAACAUGACAUUUUCAGGCUUUGUUACAACCAAGGUGCCAUUUCCACUGACCCUUCGUUUUAAGCCUAUGCUACAGCAAGGAAUCGAGCUACUCACAUUAGAUGCAUCCUGGGUGAGUUCUGCAUCCUGGUACUUUCUCAAUGUAUUUGGGCUUCGGAGCAUAUACUCUCUGAUUCUGGGCCAAGAUAAUGCCGCUGACCAAUCACGAAUGAUGCAGGAGCAGAUGACCGGAGCAGCCAUGGCCAUGCCUGCAGACACCAACAAAGCUUUCAAGACAGAAUGGGAAGCCCUGGAGCUGACGGAUCACCAGUGGGCACUAGAUGAUGUAGAAGAGGAGCUCAUGGCCAAAGACCUCCACUUUGAAGGCAUGUUCAAAAAGGAAUUACAGACAUCUAUUUUUUGAAGACCGAACCAGGAUUAGCUGUGUCAGGAGCGAAGAGUAGCAUUUAACCUUGUAACUUUCGUUGGAGCUGGAGCCUCUGAGAAUAAAAAGGAGGGUGCAAGGGCUGGCGGGCGUGCAGCAAGGCUCGUUCUUGUCUGAGCUGGGUUCCCCUGACGUUGGAAACUAGAGGAAAGAGGAGGAGUAUGCCAGCGAUUCACUAUUUAAAAAAGUGUUUAAAGUUUCCUUCUGGUGACUCUAGUAGUGACAGUCAGAGAAAGGGGAAAACUCAAGCUACUGAUAAUAUAUAAAAACUUAGCAAAAAUUCCGUCUUUCGAAGAAGCAUUGUCAAUUAUAACUAGUUAUUAUGUUCAGUCAGCCUGACUUCUAACCACAGUGAACUCCUGUUUUCUUGGGAUCCAAGCACCUUCCCCUCUGCAUUUUACCUUUAAUUUUUUGGUUAGUAUUUUUAACUUUCUUUACAAAAGUACCCCUUUUUCAUGUCCCAGACUUUAGAAACUAUGGAUGAGCAAAAUGAAUAUCCCUGUAUUAUUCACUUUGAGCCUACAGAAGGACACAGAAAAUGUGUCCAAACCUUGUUCAGAUAAACUCUGUUCAGAGUGAAUACCCAGGGCCAGGGCAGACUUUUGAUAAGCAAACCUUUGAUAAGUCUUAACAUUGUCCAGUGAAAAUCAAUGACCCCGAGGCACUGCCGGCUUCUCAAGUGCCUUUGGGAUUAUCAAAGACAGGUUCAAUAAUGUAAGUUCUUGAUCUAGACUUCAGAAUAUAUCAAACCCAUUGACAAAUCAAUGGUGCUGUACUGUAAAUGGCUACUCAGUUGAACGAAAGACCUCAUUUCCCGGUUACUCUGGACAGGAGAGAAUUCACAUAUCACUGUCAGAGGGGAGAGAAGGCAGCUGCUGAUCAGGGUGCCCAGGAAUCUUUCUGUCUAGAUUAACAGUCCCAGGGAAAUGGCAGAGACCCAUUUCUGUACCAAGAGAUGGAUGUAAUUUGCAUGUUGAGCACUGUAAUCAAGAACAAACGACUCUUGACUCUACAAAUUAAACCGUUCUGUUUUUUCUUUGCCUGUGAAA
Marmota flaviventris (yellow-bellied marmot) is the source of this 2000-nucleotide messenger RNA. It is a transcript of the gene Emc3, whose product is annotated as ER membrane protein complex subunit 3. The record is from RefSeq and is a predicted model, not a curated record. Gene Ontology annotation, biological process: protein folding in endoplasmic reticulum. Gene Ontology annotation, cellular component: membrane; EMC complex. NCBI's taxonomy places the organism in Eukaryota, Metazoa, Chordata, Mammalia, Rodentia, Sciuridae.